Macroventuria anomochaeta is the source of this 872-nucleotide messenger RNA. RefSeq lists its product as uncharacterized. Lineage: Eukaryota; Fungi; Ascomycota; Dothideomycetes; Pleosporales; Didymellaceae. The transcript is spliced from 2 exons. The coding region runs from base 242 to 826 and encodes 194 amino acids. The record is from RefSeq and is a predicted model, not a curated record.
UGCGCUCCGGAACGCCUUCUCUUUCCCGAUGGAUUUCUCGGUUCCUUCCCAGCGGAUCUACCCAACCCUCUCCUUCCUCUUCGUCGUACUCCGCACAAUACGUUCGCGGUUUCCACGGUUCGUAAAACCCACAGUUUGCGGUCUCUUAGCUCUGCUAGCUCCUGAAUCUUAAGUACCACACUGAUAUUAUUGUCGACUUGUUCAUCCUUCACUUCAUCUUUACAUUCACAGGAAUAGCCAAAUGGACAGAUCCCAAGCUACUUUACCACCGGCACAGUGGUCAACACCUGCCUCCGAAGACUCGAACUUCCCACCACCGCGCCAACCAACAGAAACUCAGCUUCCAAUAUUUGGCUCCGCAACAACCACCGGUACUCCUUCUUCCGAAGGUAGCUUGCCGCCUCCACGAUUUCCAGCAUCUGCCCCAACAUCUGCCUUCGAAACCCCGAAUGACCCACCCAUGAGUGAAGCCCGUCGCAACUAUAUUAUAGACCGGGUCAUUACGCAGCUUAGGCAGCCAGCACCUGCCGACCGAGCCUUCACGCAGCUUGGGCAACCAACACAAAGGCAGCCGUCAGUUUUUGAGAGCACCAUAAGUUACCUUUCAACGCCGGCUUCCGAUAAAUGGCCCAUGAUGAGGUCUUACAAUAACGGCAUUUUGAAUUAUGCGGGUAAACUAUACAACGUACUCGAAAGAGUCGGGAUGCGUCAAUGUGCUGAGCUGGCGUAUAUCUGCGAGAACUUUGCACUGCUCUGCCAAAAUGGAUACAUCCAAGGCAUGAACGCCGGAGGUUUCAACCAAUUGCAAGUCCGGGUUGAGCAUUAGAAUGGCCAACCACCGCACCCAUUGUGGGACGGCAACUCGUACUCAG